CGAAAUUGACUACACUCCCCUGGACUGGGUAGGGCCUUGCCUCAGAGGAGAAUUUGGGCACAUUUGAUUACGUUACCGCUUUCUUUAUCACUGUUGUGGGUCCACAUCACUAUUCCUAACCAUGGCAGACGAAGAAUUAGAAGCAAUUAGGCGUCAACGAAUGUCGGAACUACAGGCAAAGCAAGGGGAUGCCUCAAAUAAUCAGCAACAAGGAGAGGAGGCCAAACAAAGAGAAACGGACAUGAGGAACACUAUAUUGGCUCAGGUUUUGGACCAGUCUGCCCGUGCCAGAUUGAACAAUCUUGCUUUAGUGAAGCCGGAUAAGGCCAAUGCAGUGGAAAAUUAUCUCAUUCAAAUGGCUCGUUUUGGAAAGUUGGGAGGAAAGAUUUCAGAGUCGGGCUUGAUCGAGAUUCUAGAAAAAGUCUGUCAGCAAACCGAGAAGAAGAUGACUGUGACAUUCAACAGGCGGAAGGUGAUGGACUCAGAUGAUGAGGAUGAUGACUAACUUUAAACUGGAGGAACAGGCCAAAAAACAGGAGAGGAUCUGCUUUACUCGGACUCUGAUACUGUCUUUGACCUGUUAGUAGAACCUGGGAUUCCACACUAUCUGAUGUGUGUCUCUGGAACGACAUUACCAAGAGGAAAGAACAAAGUGGAGUUAAAUUUUGACAUAACUGGUAGGCAGUAUAAUACACACAGUGUCGAAGAAGGGGCUCUUUUGCGAUCUCUUUUCAAACAAGUAGCUACAAAUUUGCUCUGGCUGUGUUGUACCCAUAACAGCUGAUGGCACUGUUUUACUCCUCUAGUCCUUCUCAGUAGUUACUCUUUUUUUUGUCACCAUGUUUAACUGUUCUGUUCAAUCACAAGAAGCUAUACAAAGUGCACUGCUGUUGGUGCAUUUGAUCUAGACUGUUUUGUUAAUAAACACAUUGCUCUUUAUUCAGGCCAACAUUUGUAUGUUGCACUUGGAUGUUUUCUUUUUGCUGAGAUGUAUGUUAAAGGUUUACAUAAAACAAUUAAAAAAG
Molecule: messenger RNA, 1025 nt
Organism: Trematomus bernacchii (emerald rockcod)
Lineage: Eukaryota; Metazoa; Chordata; Actinopteri; Perciformes; Nototheniidae
Gene: pdcd5
Product: programmed cell death 5
Exons: 6
Coding region: 122-505 (127 amino acids)
Cellular component (GO): nucleus; cytosol
Molecular function (GO): DNA binding
Source: RefSeq, a predicted model, not a curated record